This is a messenger RNA of Cynara cardunculus var. scolymus (artichoke), 1430 nucleotides long. RefSeq names its product protein SHOOT GRAVITROPISM 5-like. The transcript has 3 exons. Gene Ontology annotation, molecular function: DNA-binding transcription factor activity. NCBI's taxonomy places the organism in Eukaryota, Viridiplantae, Streptophyta, Magnoliopsida, Asterales, Asteraceae. The coding region runs from base 150 to 1337 and encodes 395 amino acids. Gene Ontology annotation, cellular component: nucleus. The record is from RefSeq and is a predicted model, not a curated record.
UCUCUCUCUCUCUCUCUCUCUCUCUUGAAUAAAGCUGAUACGAACAACUACGCCCACUUCAGCUUCUGUACUGAAUCAAACCAUUUUGAUGGUUUCGGAGCUUCAUCUGUAAGAUAAAGAUAUAAUCACUAAAACCCACCAUACACCAUAUGUUAGACACCAACCACCCCCACCAUCACCUCACUGUUGCAACUGGUCCUUCGUCAUCUGAUCCUUUCCCUUCUCCUGAUCAUGGUCUGUCCAGCAAAAGAAAACGACGUCCAGCUGGUACUCCAGAUCCAGAUGCCGAGGUUGUGUCGUUGUCCCCCAAGACCUUGCUGGAGUCAGACCGGUACGUUUGUGAGAUCUGUAACCAAGGGUUUCAAAGGGAUCAGAAUCUGCAGAUGCACAGGAGGCGGCACAAGGUGCCAUGGAAGUUGUUGAAGAGGGACUCUCCAGAAGUGAAGAAGAGGGUUUUCGUGUGCCCAGAGCCCAGCUGCUUGCACCAUGAUCCUUGCCACGCCCUUGGUGAUCUAGUCGGAAUCAAGAAACACUUCCGCAGGAAACACAGUAACAAUAAACAGUGGGUUUGUGAGAAGUGCUCAAAGGGUUAUGCUGUUCAAUCUGAUUACAAAGCUCAUCUCAAAACUUGUGGCACUAGAGGCCAUUCUUGUGAUUGUGGUCGAGUUUUUUCCAGAGUUGAGAGUUUCAUCGAACACCAAGACGCUUGCGUGGUUCGGCAUGUUCACCCGGAUUUGCCAGCGUUCAGGCGGACAUGCUCGCCUCCUACCGCAUCAAGUAAUAGUCUUUCAAGCGAAACAAAUUUUAAUGCCACCCGAGCGUUUCCAAGAAUCCAACAAAUUCAACCUCAUCCGGAGCUUCUACAUUUACAAGCUCAAGAAGACACACACAACAAUUUAGAACUUCAGCUCUUACCACCAUCCUCAUCAUCAUUAUUUGAAGAAAACAACAAUAAUCAAACCCAUUUGAAGCUCUCGAUUGGGAGCAGAAUUAGCUUCCGUAACGAAGAAGAAAAACUGAAGAUGGCUAUGGCUGAAAUGGCAUUUGCAGAAGAGUCUAGGCAAAAAGCAAAGAGACAGAUUGAAAUGGCAGAGUUGGAAUUUGCAAAGGCCAAAAGAAUCAGACAACAAGCUCAAGUUGAGUUGGAAAGGGCUAAACUUCAGCAAGAACAAGUUACAAAGAAAGUCAAUUCAGCCAUUUUAGAGAUCACUUGUCAUUGUUGUAAGCAACGGUUCCAAGCAGUUAGUAAUAAAGCUUCAACCACCACAGCCGAUGAGACUUCUUCUAUCGGCCUGAGUUACAUGUCCUCAGCAGUAACAGAAGCCGAAGGAGACUAGUAGUAUUUCCAAGCAAACCUCACUUUCUUUUUUUAUCCUUUUUCUGCUAUCUUAAAUGUAUGUGUGUUUAUAUAUGAUUCCAUUCAUGUCUUU